CAUUUUGGGGUCUCUCUCAAAAAAUCAUUAAAUUUGAUUUAGAGCAGGGCCGUUGGUUUUGUUUGGUUGCCAGAGAAAACCGAAAAAACAGAGUGCCUCCGAAACCGGAGGUGAGAGAGACUCCGAAAAUUUAUGAGAGAAUACAAACAGUCAAACACAUCAUCCAUCUAUCUCUAAUUUCAGCUUUGGAUCAUAUUCUUAUUUUAAUUAUUUUAGCAAAUUUUUUCUGAAAGAAAAACCAAAAAAAAAAAAAAAAAAACCUCUCUCUCUCUCUGGAAAGGUGAGCUCUCUUGAAUUUUCCUUCCGAAGCUCCAUGGCAUUCCUUCUUCGGGUUUGCUGCUGAUGUCCUCCUCCCUCCUCAAUCCUCAGUGGAAGAAGAUCUGAUGAGACCUUGUCGUCUGAAUCAGACACACUGAAUUCUGGCUUUGGAUUGUUUUAACAAUUGUGAUAAAGCUAGCAAUGGAUGAGCAUCCUGGUAGCAGCAAGUUGACUGGAAUUAGGCAGAUUGUUAAGUUCAAAGAAAUCCUGCAGAGAUGGCAAUCUGUCACACUUGGCUCGAAGGGGAAUAGCCCCCGAAGAGGAGGCGGUCCUCAUUCUCAUGCUGAUAGAAUGUUAGUGGGAAGUAGCCCUCAAUCCCAUUCUGAUCGAAGGGUGACGAGGGACAGCUCCAUUUCCCAUUCUGGUCGAAGGGUGAGAGUGGGCAGUCCUAGUCCUAGUCCCCUUUCUGAGCAAAGCAGUCCCUUAUCUAGUCGAGCCCUUUCACCAGCGAUUAGCAGGAGGCUCACAAAUGUUAUUUGUGAUUCGGAUGAGGAGUCAUGCGCAAGUCCCGAGCCGCCACCUGAUGUCCCUGAAGGGUAUUUGGCGGUUUAUGUUGGACCAGAGCUUCGGAGGUUCAUCAUACCCACAAGCUAUCUUAGUCACAACCUUUUUAAAGUGUUACUGGAGAAGGCUGAAGAGGAGUUUGGAUUUGAUCAUAACGGGGGGCUCACAAUUCCAUGUGAGACGGAGACCUUCAAGUACCUCUUGAAGUGCAUGGAGAACCAUCAGAAAGCUCACCCUGAUGAAACCCCAGCUGGAGCAUGGAAACUCAUUGAAUGAUGAGGCAGAAGAGUAAGUAAUUAUGCUGAUGUUGGUUUUUAGUGAUCCAGAUUUUAGGGCUGGUUUUCUGAUGUAAAGCAGGGUAUCUCCUUGUGUGCAGACAUUUUCUGUUCUCUCUUUUUCUUUUUCUUUUUCUUUUUUCAAUUUUUCGUCAUUAACAAACAAUUAGGUACAACUUUUAGUUAGAGAGGUUUCAGGUGUGUGUUUGUGUUGCCUACAAUUUGGUGAUACAGAGUGGCGUUAUGUAUAAACUAAAUCUGAUGUUUGAUCUAGUAUGAAACACAUUUGUCCCUCCAGCUCUAUAUAUGUUACUAUAUUAAGGAUCAUUAUAUUAAUCUA
Rosa chinensis is the source of this 1437-nucleotide messenger RNA. RefSeq lists its product as uncharacterized. The record is from RefSeq and is a predicted model, not a curated record. Bases 460 to 1098 code for a protein of 212 amino acids. Gene Ontology annotation, biological process: response to auxin. NCBI's taxonomy places the organism in Eukaryota, Viridiplantae, Streptophyta, Magnoliopsida, Rosales, Rosaceae. The transcript is spliced from 3 exons.